AUGAAAACUAUAAUUCUUCUUGGGAUACUGGGAGCCACAAUGCCAGACCCGCUUAUUCCACAGCGCCUUAUGUCUGCAAGCAACAGCAAUGAGAUUAGUUUAAAUACUUAAAACAAUUUACUUCUGAAUCUUAAUAAUGCUCAGCUUCAGCCACUACAGCUUCAGGGCCCAUUUAAUUCAUGGAUUCCCCCUUUCCCUGGGAUUCUACAACAGCAGCAGCAGGCUCAAAUUCCAGGACUCUCCCGAUUCUUAUCAAUUCUCGACCAGUUUGCUGGACUGGUCCCAAAUCAGAUACCCUUCCCAGGACGGAUCAGUUUUGCCCAAGAAACCCAGGCAGGACAGCUGGACCCCUCACAGCCUCAAACACCACCGCAGACCCAACAGGGCCCUAAUAACGUUAUGCCCUCUGUGUUCUCCUUCAAAAUGUCUCAUGAGCAAGGACAGAUGCCUCUGUAGUACCCAGUUUACGUGCUCCUACCCUGGGAACAGCCUCAACAAACAGUCGCACAGUCACCUCUGCAAACCGGACAUCUGCUGUUUGAGGAGCAGAUGCCAUUCUAUACUGAAUUUGGAUAUAUUCCACAACAAGCAGAACCUGUUAUGCCGAGAGGACAGCAGCAACCAGCCUUUGAUCCCUUCCUAGGCACAGCUCCUGAAAUUGCUGUGAUGCCAGCAGGAGGAGUGUCACCAUAUUUACAAAAAGAAAUGAUAAAUUUUAAGCACGCCAAUGCAGGAAUUUUCAUUCCUUCAACUUCACAAAAACCCAGCACAACAAAUUUUUUUACUUCUGCUAUGGACCCAACUAUUACCCCAGAACUCAUGGAGAAGAAGGCCAAGACCAGUAGCCUAAAGGAACCAUAA
This is a messenger RNA of Balaenoptera acutorostrata (minke whale), 861 nucleotides long. RefSeq names its product odontogenic, ameloblast associated (gene ODAM). The record is from RefSeq and is a predicted model, not a curated record. NCBI's taxonomy places the organism in Eukaryota, Metazoa, Chordata, Mammalia, Artiodactyla, Balaenopteridae.